Molecule: messenger RNA, 3550 nt
Organism: Heterocephalus glaber (naked mole-rat)
Lineage: Eukaryota; Metazoa; Chordata; Mammalia; Rodentia; Bathyergidae
Gene: Drd2
Product: dopamine receptor D2
Biological process (GO): adenylate cyclase-inhibiting dopamine receptor signaling pathway; regulation of dopamine secretion; phospholipase C-activating dopamine receptor signaling pathway
Cellular component (GO): presynaptic membrane; plasma membrane; glutamatergic synapse
Molecular function (GO): dopamine neurotransmitter receptor activity, coupled via Gi/Go; G protein-coupled receptor activity
Source: RefSeq, a predicted model, not a curated record
GAUGUGGCGGGAGCCCGAAGCCUGGAGCAGCCAGCGCCGACUGCUCCCGGGCGCCCUAUGGCUUGAAGAGCCUUGCCACUCAGUGGCUCCGCUGCCCUAAUGGAUCCACUGAAUCUGACCUGGUACGAUGACGAUCUGGAAAGGCAGAACUGGAGCCGAUCCUUCAAUGGGUCAGAAGGAAAGGCAGACAGGCCCCACUACAACUACUAUGCUAUGCUGCUCACCCUUCUCAUCUUCGUCAUUGUCUUCGGCAACGUGCUGGUAUGCAUGGCUGUGUCCCGAGAGAAGGCGCUGCAGACUACCACCAACUACCUGAUUGUCAGCCUCGCAGUGGCUGACCUGCUCGUUGCCACGCUGGUCAUGCCCUGGGUUGUCUACCUGGAGGUGGUUGGCGAGUGGAAAUUCAGCAGGAUCCAUUGUGACAUCUUUGUUACUCUGGAUGUCAUGAUGUGCACAGCAAGCAUCCUGAACCUGUGUGCCAUCAGCAUCGACAGGUACACAGCUGUAGCCAUGCCCAUGCUGUACAACACGCGCUACAGCUCCAAGCGCAGAGUCACCGUCAUGAUCGCCAUCGUCUGGGUCCUGUCCUUCACCAUCUCCUGUCCACUGCUCUUUGGACUCAACAAUACAGACCAGAAUGAGUGCAUCAUUGCCAACCCUGCCUUCGUGGUCUACUCCUCCAUCGUCUCCUUCUAUGUGCCCUUCAUCGUCACCCUGCUGGUGUACAUCAAGAUCUACAUCGUCCUCCGCAAACGGCGCAAGCGGGUCAACACCAAACGUAGCAGCCGAGCCUUCCGGGCCAACCUGAGGGCCCCACUCAAGGGCAACUGUACUCACCCUGAGGACAUGAAACUCUGCACCGUUAUCAUGAAGUCUAAUGGGAGUUUCCCAGUGAAUAGGCGGAGAAUGGAGGCUGCCCGCCGAGCCCAGGAGCUAGAGAUGGAGAUUGUCUCUAGCACCAGCCCACCCGAGAGGACCAGGUACAGCCCUAUCCCACCCAGCCACCACCAGCUGACUCUCCCUGAUCCAUCCCACCAUGGCCUCCAUAGCACUCCUGACAGCCCUGCUAAGCCAGAAAAGAAUGGGCAUGCCAAAGACCACCCCAAGAUUGCCAAGAUCUUUGAGAUCCAGUCUAUGCCCAAUGGCAAAACUCGGACCUCCCUCAAGACCAUGAGCCGCAGGAAGCUCUCCCAGCAGAAGGAGAAGAAAGCCACUCAGAUGCUCGCCAUUGUUCUCGGCGUAUUCAUCAUCUGCUGGCUUCCCUUCUUCAUUACGCACAUCCUCAACAUACACUGUGACUGCAACAUCCCGCCAGUCCUGUACAGCGCCUUCACGUGGCUGGGCUAUGUCAACAGCGCCGUGAACCCCAUCAUCUACACAACCUUCAACAUCGAGUUCCGCAAGGCCUUCAUGAAGAUUCUACACUGCUGACUCUGCCGUCUGCCUGCACAGCAGCCACUUCUCACCUCCAGGCCCAGGCUCUCCGGGCCUCAUCCCUGUGAGCCAUGGGCAGAAAGGCCCUGAAGGACUGGGUCUUCUAGUCAUCCCGCCGGCCCUGCAGCGUUAACUUGGCUCUGCUUCCCUCUGCCCACACACCCUCACUCUGCCAUGGCAGGCUAAAGAGCCCCGCAUUGGUACCAGCCCUGGGACUGGACCUAUGGCUCAGGGCAGCUCACAGAGUCUCCCUCCCACCUCCAGGCCCUCUCUCCUUGGCACCGAAGAUUCAGUUGCCCUCCUUGACCUUUCUUUGGGGCACUGGGGUCUCUGGAGUUACUGGAGUCAGAGUCGAGGAUAUAAGGGCAAGCAAAUUCUAUUGGGUUUCCCCUGGUUUUCAUGGGCCUGUGCUGGAGCAGGCAGUCAGAAGGAGGGACAGUUCUCACUAUCCAAAGCUCAUGUGGGGAAAAAACUUCAGCCCUGGGAGACCCAUGUAAAUAUCAGAUAACACAUGGACCCCAGAGGAGCGCAAGCCAAAAAUCUUAGCUCUCUUUCCCACCCCAGUGAUCCCUGUUUCCCCCAGCUUUGGUCCUGACUCAUCCCACUCUGUUACAGCUCUCCUUACAGCUUCCACAGCAUUGGAGGGAGGAACCCUAAUCUCCAAGGGCCCCAAAAGGGUCUGUGGAGAGAGAAAAGCCAGGCCUCCCUUCUUCUAGCCAAAGCUGGCCAGUCUGGGAAGUUAAGUAUUGAACCCACAUCUGGGCCUGAGUCGGGGGACAUUUGAGGUUCUUUGAGAGUUUGCCUCUUGCCACACUCUGACAUAAAGUGUCUUUCCCUUUCUCUUCCUUCUGGAGUCUUCUCUCUUCUCUUUCCUUUCCCUUCCAGCGUCUCUGCCUUAGAGGAGUCCAUGGCUAAGAGGCUGCUGAGGGCCCUUUGGUCUGCCCUGGCCCUGCUUUGAGAGGGGAGGGGAAACUGGAGCUUGGAGGCGCCCCCAGGCCCCAGACUCUGUAACAUCACUAUACGUGCACCAAACUAAUAAAACUUUGACAAGUAACUCUCAAGGGCCCCUGGGUAGCCCGGAGCAGUGCCAACACCAUCCUUAACAUACAGAGAGAGCCAAAACUCUUAUUUCUGACAAGGUCCUUCUAGACUAGAGGGAAGCCAGGUAUUCCCACCUCUCUGGGUCUGGUUCCUCUGAAGGUUGGCUCUUCCUUUGGGCUUUUCCUCCACCAGGCCAGAGAAGGCUCCUUGGAAAAAGUGGCGUUGGAGGUGCCGGCCUUGCCUGUGUGUCUCUCUGUCCUUCAUCCUGUCUCUGUCUCAUGUCAGGAUCUCCAGCUUUGGGACAGGUUGCAGAAAGCAGGCCAAGCCCCGAGUGCUGUGGCCUAAACAUCUCUGCUUCCUCUUGCUCCAGACCUGUCCAAGCUCCAACCUUCCUGGGGUUACAACUCAGCCCUGCCCUGAAAACAGAAACGUGGCUUAAAAAAAAAAAAGAAAUAUAAAUCCACCAGUGGAAGAAGAAUGUUCUUACCACCUUGAGAAUAACAGUGGUGAUGACAAACAAGGUGGUGGCACCCACAGGUUCAGGCUCUGGGGAGCUGUCAGGGCAUAAUUUGCAUGCUAAAUACAAUAUUUUUAGCAGCAAAGUUUGGAGCACUUAAUUUGCCCUGAACAUUUAAUUAUGGACUUUGAUCUUCUCUUUGAACCUGAAUGUAGUGCUAAGCCUGGGAGAGUUCUUGUCCCCAGGAGCACUCUGAUUUCAGAAGUGGGGGAUAAACAGGCCCUUUAUAUAGCCCAGGGCAGCCAAUAUCUCAGUGACCUCCUCCUGAGGAGGCAUCAGGCCCCAGUAGGGGUUCAGACACCUUAGGCACUCUCAUCGGCUGAUACUGGCUCACAAGCAGCUCAUCCACUGUGUUCUCAGUCCAUGGAUGAUCUUGACCUGGAUAGAGCUUACACAUUCACCUUAUUAUUCGAAACCCACGAGGCCAUACAAUCUAUAGUGGUGAGAAUUGGAAGAGAUGACAAAGAAAGGCAGAGAAAGAGAGGAAGGAAGGACUCAGCACAGGAAGGGAAGAGAGCCCUGGAGCAAUCUGAGAAGAGCCCUGUCAGAGAGAAGAGG